CAUUUAAAGGACGAAAAUGUUAAGUCAACGAUGACCACUUCGUUUAAUUAUCGUUAAUUGAUCUGUUUAAAAAAUAAAAAGAACCCGACAGUUAAAAUGAAAUGCAGGAACUACUAAAAUCGUGAUCAGAACACCUUUUGUUGACGCUGUUGCCAAUGAAUGAGAAACCCCCGCUGUCACGUGGCAUGUAAAGGCGCAUUGUCGUCAAUUUCGGUUUAAAGGGGAUUAAAUUCUACCCAUAUACCUCUUUUGGGUCGUCUGUAAACAAGAAUCUCGUUUUUGUAAAUAGUUUAUUGAUAUUUCCUGGAUCUAAAGUGACCAUUUUGCGGGCAAAAUGGGAGCGAAAGUUGGAGAUGAGAAAUCGUCGGAUAACGAAAAAUCUUCAGAUGAAAAGAAAGAAUAUAUGGACAAACAAAUUGAGCUCCAGGAACAAGUGAAAGGUCUAUCUGGAGCCAACAAGAGCAAAGGCAAAAAGGACAAAAAAGCCUCCAAAAAUGUCUCGGAAUACACGGGUGAUCCCCGGAAAUAUGAUCCAACCUUUAAUGGACCAAUUAAAAACAGAUCAUGUACAGAUAUCAUUUGCUGCUUGUUAUUUCUGAUUUUCCUUGCUGGGAUGUUUGUGUGUUCUGCAAUAGGAUAUGCCAGAGGAAAUCCCUAUAAACUCCUGUAUCCUACAGACUCUACAGGAAAUAUAUGUGGAUAUGAUUCUGGAUAUACAGACAAGCCCUAUUUGGUGUACUUUGACAUGUUACAAUGUGCCAAGUCAGGAUCUGCAGUCAUCAUCACAGGAUGUUCUACACCACAGGUGUGUGUGAAGACCUGCCCCUCGACAUACUGGUACUAUUUAUAUCAGGAGGCACUAGAGACAGCUGGAACUAAAACUGACACAGACAGAGCUACAGACAUGAUCUGUAAAGGAGGAACUGAUACUAUUGCGGCCAGCUCUGUCAGUAAUCUGGUAACCUCAGAAGCUUGUGCCCCCUAUUAUGUCAAAUCAACUCCAGUGGUUGGCCGCUGUAUCCCCUCUUUUUUCCUGGAGAUAACAGACUGGGCCCAGAACCUUGUUGUAACUGGUACAAGCUACAAUCUGACCAACACAGACGGGGAAGGAAUCACUGGAAAUGCCAUGAACGAGGCCAGCUAUUGGCUGGCUCAGUUCAUGUCUGCUAGUGAGGUGGUGGAGAGAAUUUACAAGGAUGUGGUGGCCUCGUGGUGGCUACUGUUAGUGUUUUUGGGGGCUGCCAUGGUGGUAUGUUUUAUUUGGAUUGUCCUGAUGCGAUGGUUGACUGGUAUAAUUGUCUGGUUCACCAUCUUUGGGGUACUAGCAGUUCUGUCUUAUGCCUGUUACUACAGUUAUACCCAGUACUUUGAUCUGAAAACCAAGAAUGUGACGGGAGAGUGGGGAUACUCCGAGGCUUUUGCACUGAACUUCAGUUACUACUUACAGCUCAAGGAAACCUGGCUGGCAUUCGCUUGUGGAACUGCCACAUUUUUGUCCAUAUUUGUUCUGCUGCUGAUUUUCCUCCUAAAUAGAAUUUGUAUCGCUAUUGAACUCAUCAAAGAGGGGAGCAGAGCCAUUGGGAACAUGAUCUUUACUUUAAUAUGGCCAGUUUUUCCAUUCUUCCUUCAGCUUAUUGUUGUGGGAUAUUUUGGCUUCAGCUCUGUAUACAUUGCUUCUAUUGGAGACCAGAAGUACUACACCAAUGGCACCAACACUACAGAUGACGGCAUUAACUACUAUCUCUCCAGGAUCCCGUGUGAACCUGAUGGUACAACUCAAGGUUCCUAUUGUGAUUUUGUGAAAUAUGGUGGAACAGAGUAUAUAGUGACGAUGCAGGUUUUCAUGCUGUUUAUGUUUUUCUGGACUAUGAACUUUGUGGUUGCUAUGGGACAGAUGGUGUUGGCGGGUGCAUUUGCCUCGUAUUACUGGGCAUUUCAGAAGCCGAAAGAUAUCCCAGCAUUCCCUCUGUCUGCCUCGCUGUGGAGGACAUUCAGGUACCAUUUUGGAUCCUUGGCAUUUGGAUCUUUAAUUAUAGCCAUAAUCCAGAUGAUAAGGGUUGGGCUAGAGUAUUUGGACCAUAAGCUUAAAGGCUCUGAAAAUGCAAUAGCAAAAUUCCUUUUAAAGAUCCUGAAGUGUUGUUUCUGGUGUCUAGAGAAAUUCAUGAGAUUUUUAAACAGAAAUGCCUACAUUUUGAUUGCAGUGUAUGGCAAAAAUUUCUGCACAUCUGCCAAAGAUGCCUUUUUCCUCAUUCUACGAAAUAUUGUAAGGGUGGUUGUGUUGGACAAAAUAACAGAUUAUGUUUUGUUCCUUAGUAAACUACUAGUAACAGCAUCUGUAGGUGUGGCUGCAUACUACUGGUUCCAAGGAAAAAUUACAUACUUUUCCGAGUAUGUUCCAACAGAACUAAAUUAUUAUAUCACACCUGUAAUUCUUGUAAUCAUUGGCACCUUUGUCAUAUGCUGCUGUUUCUUCAGUGUGUAUGAGAUGGCUGUAGACACGCUCUUCCUGUGUUUCUUGGAAGACCUAGAAAUGAAUGAUGGAUCUGCAGAGAAGCCUUACUUCAUGAGUAAAGGUCUGAUGAACAUUCUGGGAAAGAAGAACCUCAAACCAGGGGAGAAAAAGAAAUGCUGUGGGUGUUGCUAGGGCCCCCCUCCUUUCCUGCCCCCCUCAUUGUCAGUGAUUGUUGACAUUAUGUUGUUCUUGUUAUUUGAGAUUAUUAAUGGAUGUUAUUAUGCAGUCACAACACAGUUUGGGGUGAUGUAGAUACGGUACCUAACUGGGGUUGAAACUGCUUGUAUAGAGAUAUGCUUAGUGACCAUUUGAAUCACAAUAUGUCAAAAUUUUUGAUUGAUCCUAAUUAGCUACCAAGUUACUCUAGAUGCAUCAUUUGUUCAAAGUAAAAUUACAGAGUUGUGACAUAAUUUCAGGGAUAUUUCAUAGACAAUCAAAGAAAGUGUUGUUUAUUUUUUAACUUCAUGGUAAAUCAUGCUGAAAAAGUAGUACAUUUGUACAUGUAUGUACUAAAAUUAGUACUGAUACAUAUCUAAUGUAAAAUUAUUCAGUGAUAAUUAUUUUGGCUGUAUGUGCUUAGAGCAUGGAUGCUUAUAUUAUCUGUGAUAUUGAUAUUUGACAUAUCCAUUUUUGUUUUAUUUUUCAUUUCACUGAUUUUUAUCAUUCUUCCCCUUUUAUAUUAAUAAAAAGUGACAUUCAUUUAUCCAAAACUAUCCAUUUUUGAUAUUCUUAUUAGGUCCCAUUUUUCUCUUUAC
Messenger RNA from Saccostrea cuccullata (small rock oyster), 3267 nucleotides. RefSeq names its product choline transporter-like protein 2. NCBI's taxonomy places the organism in Eukaryota, Metazoa, Mollusca, Bivalvia, Ostreida, Ostreidae. The coding region runs from base 335 to 2644 and encodes 769 amino acids. Gene Ontology annotation, biological process: transmembrane transport. Gene Ontology annotation, molecular function: transmembrane transporter activity. The record is from RefSeq and is a predicted model, not a curated record. The transcript has 24 exons.